CUGCGGCCGCUGCCCAGAGACUGCCGAGCCCGGUGUGUCCGCCGCCUCCUACUCCAGAUACAGAACAUCAAGUCAUGGAUAAAAAUGAGCUGGUGCAGAAGGCCAAACUGGCCGAGCAGGCUGAGCGAUAUGAUGACAUGGCAGCCUGCAUGAAGUCUGUAACUGAGCAAGGAGCUGAAUUAUCCAAUGAGGAGAGGAAUCUUCUCUCAGUUGCUUAUAAAAAUGUUGUAGGAGCUCGUAGGUCAUCUUGGAGGGUCGUUUCAAGUAUUGAGCAAAAGACGGAAGGUGCUGAGAAAAAACAGCAGAUGGCUCGAGAAUACAGAGAGAAAAUUGAGACCGAGCUCAGAGAUAUCUGCAACGACGUACUGUCUCUUUUGGAAAAGUUCUUGAUCCCCAAUGCCUCACAAGCAGAGAGCAAAGUCUUCUAUUUGAAAAUGAAAGGAGACUACUAUCGCUACUUGGCUGAGGUUGCUGCUGGUGAUGACAAGAAAGGGAUUGUGGAUCAGUCACAACAAGCAUACCAAGAAGCAUUUGAAAUCAGCAAAAAGGAAAUGCAGCCUACGCAUCCUAUCAGAUUGGGUCUAGCCCUUAACUUUUCUGUGUUCUAUUAUGAGAUUCUGAACUCCCCAGAGAAAGCCUGCUCUCUUGCAAAGACAGCUUUUGAUGAAGCCAUUGCUGAACUUGAUACAUUAAGUGAAGAGUCAUACAAAGACAGCACGCUAAUAAUGCAAUUACUGAGAGACAACUUGACAUUGUGGACAUCGGAUACCCAAGGAGAUGAAGCUGAAGCAGGAGAAGGAGGGGAAAAUUAACUGGCCUUCCAACUUUUGUCUGCCUCAUUCUAAAAUUUACACAGUAGACCAUUUGUCAUCCAUGCUGUCCCACAAAUAGUUUUUUGUUUACGAUUAUGACAGGUUUAUGUUACUUCUAUUUGAAUUUCUGUAUUUCCCAUGUGGUUUUUAUGUUUAAUAUUAGGGGAGUAGAGCCAGUUAACAUUAGAGAGUUAUCUGUUUUCAUCUUGAGGUGGCCAAUAUGGGGAAGUGGAAUUUUUAUACAAGUUAUAAAUGUUUGGCAUAGUACUUUUGGUACAUUGUGGCUUCACAAGGGCCAGUGUUAAAACUGCUUCCAUGUCUAAGCAAAGAAAACUGCCUACAUAUUGGUUUGUCCUAGUGGGGGAUAAAAGGGAUAAUUGGUUUCAGUCACAAGUGUAGUUAUUGUGGGUACUUUAAGGUUUAGAGCACUUUCAAGGCUGUGGUAGAAAAGAUACCCCACAGAUAUUACAUGUUGAACCAUGUGUAUCUGUGGAAUACACAGUCUCAAUGUGCAUACCUUUGACUACAGCUGCAGAAAUGUUCCUUUAGACAAAGUUGUGACCCAAUUUACUCUGAAGAAGGGCAGAAACGGUUCACAUUCCAUUAUUUGUAAAGUUACCUGCUGUUUGCUUUCAUUAUUUUUGCUACACUCAUUUUAUUUGUAUUUAAUUGUUUUAGGCAACCUAAGAACAAAUGUACAAGUAACGAUGCAGUAAAAAUGAGUUGCUUGAUAUCCAUUACUGUGUGUAUAUCAAGCACAGCAGUAAAACAAAAAACCCAUGUAUUUAACUUUUUUUUAGGUUUUUUGCUUUUGUGAUUUUUUUUUUUUUUUUUUGAUACUUGCCUAACAUGCAUGUGCUGUAAAAAUAGUUAACAGGGAAAUAACUUGAUGAUGGCUAGCUUUGUUUAAUGUCUUAUGAAAUUUUCUUGAACAAUCCAAGCAUAAUUGUUAAGAACACGUGUAUUAAGUUGAUGUAAGUGGAAUAAAAGUUUUAUGAAUGGAUUUUUCAACUA
This is a messenger RNA of Choloepus didactylus (southern two-toed sloth), 1826 nucleotides long. Its product is annotated as 14-3-3 protein zeta/delta. NCBI's taxonomy places the organism in Eukaryota, Metazoa, Chordata, Mammalia, Pilosa, Megalonychidae. Gene Ontology annotation, biological process: signal transduction. The coding region runs from base 75 to 812 and encodes 245 amino acids. Gene Ontology annotation, cellular component: cytoplasm. The record is from RefSeq and is a predicted model, not a curated record. The transcript has a single exon.